Messenger RNA from Kuraishia capsulata CBS 1993, 1599 nucleotides. RefSeq lists its product as uncharacterized. NCBI's taxonomy places the organism in Eukaryota, Fungi, Ascomycota, Pichiomycetes, Pichiales, Pichiaceae. Bases 1 to 1599 code for a protein of 532 amino acids. Gene Ontology annotation, cellular component: membrane. The record is from RefSeq and is a predicted model, not a curated record. The transcript has a single exon. Gene Ontology annotation, biological process: amino acid transmembrane transport. Gene Ontology annotation, molecular function: amino acid transmembrane transporter activity.
AUGUCAGGAUUAAAAACUACCCCAGAGGAGGUCUCUGAGUAUGAGGUCUCCGAAGCAGGUGUGGGAAAUUCCGAAACAGAAAUUAGAGGCAAAUUUGAUCCAAAUACAGGUGUUAAAAGAGGGUUGAAAACGAGGCAUAUCUCGAUGAUGGCCCUUGCAGGUGUUAUUGGGCCCGGUGUCUUCGUUGGUAUGGGUUCAGCCCUACACUCUGGAGGACCUGUUGGGUUGAUUGCCGGUUUCUGCAUCGUUGGCUUGCUGGUCAUAGCCAUGAUGAACUGUAUUGGAGAACUCAAUACUCUGUACGAUUUCAACUUCACCCUCCACUGUUCGAGAUGGGUGGACCCCGGUUUUGGAGCUGCCAUUGGUUGGUGCUACGUAAUGCUGUGGCUCUGUAACACCAUCUCAGAGUACGUCUCGUUGACGUCGAUUCUUGCGUAUUACACCGAUAAAGUUCCGCUUUAUGGCUGGUUCUUGAUCAUGUGGUUUAUCUUCACCGUUUUCCAAACCCUGGGCGUGAGCGCCUUUGGAGAGAGCGAGUAUAUCCUCUCGUUCAUCAAGCUCCUCUUUUUGAGUGGUGUCUAUUUGUUCUCCAUCAUCUAUGCUGCUGGAGGAAUUCCAGGCCAUUCUCCUGGAAACCCAUUCAAGGAGUUUCCAUUGGCUCAUGGGUUCAAGGGUAUUGCCAACUCGUUCGUGUACGCUGGAGUUUUCUACUCUGGUGUUGAGGCUGUCUCCAUGACUACCUCAGAAGCACGUAACCCCAAGAAGGCUGUUCCAAUUGCUGUGAGACAGACCAUUUGGAGAAUUCUAUUCGUUUACCUUGGUGCUUCCAUCGCAUAUGGUAUUACUGUUCCAUGGAACGAUCCCAAUUUGUCGCUCUCAAACAAGACCAUGAGAGCUCCUAUCACCAUCGCCUUGACCAAUGCAGGGUGGGCCAAUGCAGGCUAUUUCUCCACCACAAUUAUUCUGGUAACCUGUCUUUCUUCCAUCAACAGUUCUAUCUACCUCGCCAGUAGAUCGCUGUUCAAUCUUGCCACGGAAGGAAACGCACCAAAGAUCUUUUCUACGGUUGACAAGCGAGGCAACCCAUGGAUUGCUAUCCACGUCUGCCAUCUGUUUGGGUUCCUCUCUCUUCUGGCGAUAAGCUCUGGUUCUUCUGUUGCGUACGGUUACAUUAUCAAUCUUUCUGGUGUUUGUUCUUUUAUUGUUUGGACUGCUAUUGCUCUCGCCCAAAUAAGGUUCAGAAAAGGUUGGUUGGCCAAUGGAUAUCAGAAAGAAAAUAUCCUCUUCCAGGUGCCAUUGUACCCAUUGACUUCCAUUUUCGCAGUCUUUUUGGGUCUUUUGCUUGUUCUUGUGCAAGGAUGGUCUACUCUGAAGCCUUUUGAUGCUGGUAAUUUCGUCGAUGUCUACAUCAUGAUCCCAGUCUUUUUCAUCAUGUGGGCAGGUUACUCGUUCUACUACAAGAAAUUUUGGAUCCCAUACCAUGAAAUGGACUUUGAAACAGGCAGAAAAGACCAAGAGCUCACAGAGGACGAUCUGAAGCACGCCAAUGACGAUCCUACUGAGAAAUCGUUUUUUUCCAGGAUUUGGGCCAACCUUUGA